AUGACGGACUUCCCACCUAUGCAAAAUGAUUUACUCCUCCGUGCCGCCAGAGGCGAGCCGGUCGAACGUCCCCCAAUGUGGGUAAUGCGGCAAGCUGGCAGAUACCUCCCGGAAUACCAUGAAGCCAAGGGUAAAAACGACUUCUUCGCCGUCUGUCGAAACCCCAAACUUGCCUGCACCAUAACCCUCCAGCCGGUACUUCGGUACAAAAACCUUCUCGAUGCCGCCAUUAUAUUCUCCGACAUUUUAGUCAUACCUCAGGCAAUGGGUAUGACUGUAGAAAUGAUCGAACACAAAGGACCUUCGUUUCCAAACCCGUUAAGGAAACCAGAGGAUUUGGAGAAGUUGAAUGCGAAUGUGGAUGUUAAGAAGGAAUUGGGAUAUGUUUUUGAUGCUAUUAGUUUGACGAGAAGGGAGUUGAAUGGGUUGGUGCCUUUGAUUGGGUUUAGUGGUGCACCGUGGACUUUGAUGAGUUAUAUGAUUGAAGGUGGGGGGAGUAAGAUGUUUAUUCAGGUUAAGACUUGGGUGUUUAGAUACCCGGAGGAGAGUAAGAAGUUGUUACAGAUGAUUACGGAUGUCGUGGUGGAGUAUUGUGCUGAACAGGUGGUUGCUGGGGCUCAGUUGAUCCAAAUCUUCGACUCCUGGGCCGGCGAACUUAGCCCUUCGGAUUUCAAGAUCUUCUCCCUCCCAUACCUCCGACAAAUCUCCAAACGUCUUCCAGAGGUUAUCAAAUCCAAGGGAGCGGAACCGGUCCCCAUGACCGUCUUUGCCAAGGGUGCAUGGUACGCCCUCGACGAUCUCUGCGAUUCUGGAUAUGAUGUUGUCGGACUCGAUUGGCUACAUGAUCCAGCGGAAGCAGUUAAGAUUGCGAAUGGAAGAGUAACGCUUCAGGGAAAUAUGGACCCUGGUGCACUAUACGGCACUCGUGAAGCUAUUACGAAUGAGGUCGAAAGGAUGAUUGGUGGAUUUGGAGGCGGGAAGCAGAAGUAUAUUGUUAAUUUGGGACAUGGUAUUACACCGUUUGUGGACCCUGAGGAUAUGAGGUGGUUUUUGGAGGAGGUUAAGAGGGUGGGUAGUUUAGAGGCGGGAGAGGGGUUGCCGGCUACUUUGAUAUAA
Molecule: messenger RNA, 1116 nt
Organism: Orbilia oligospora ATCC 24927
Lineage: Eukaryota; Fungi; Ascomycota; Orbiliomycetes; Orbiliales; Orbiliaceae
Exons: 4
Coding region: 1-1116 (371 amino acids)
Biological process (GO): heme biosynthetic process
Cellular component (GO): cytosol
Molecular function (GO): uroporphyrinogen decarboxylase activity
Source: RefSeq, a predicted model, not a curated record